Trifolium pratense (red clover) is the source of this 2118-nucleotide messenger RNA. RefSeq names its product cysteine-rich receptor-like protein kinase 10. Gene Ontology annotation, biological process: protein phosphorylation. The coding region runs from base 1 to 1986 and encodes 661 amino acids. The transcript has 8 exons. Gene Ontology annotation, molecular function: ATP binding; protein kinase activity. The record is from RefSeq and is a predicted model, not a curated record. Lineage: Eukaryota; Viridiplantae; Streptophyta; Magnoliopsida; Fabales; Fabaceae.
AUGCUUUUCUUGAAACAUAGCUUUCUCUUCCUCUUUCUGUUUGGAUGUCUUGCCUCAUCAUCAUCAGCAUCUCCAAAUUACAAUGAUAUUUACUGUCCAAACAACAAAACCUAUGAAUCCAACAACACAAUAUUCAAUACAAAUCUCAAUGUCCUCCUCUCCACUAUGGUCACCAACGCCACCCAAGGCGCUGAUACCUACUCUCCCAUCAUGGGUUUCGGAACCAGCAACGCCGUCAAUGGUGCUUUCCUCUGCCGCGGAGAUGUUAACUCCACUACAUGUAUGGAUUGUGUAACCACUGCAGCCACGGAUAUAACACGCCGUUGUCCCAACCAAACAGAGUCAAUUAUAUGGUACGAUGAAUGCAUGGUGCGUUAUACUAACCGUUACUUUGCUCCCACCAGUAUUGUCCCAAGAGCGAAUAUAAACAACGGCAAAAACAUCUCUACCUCGAAAGUGGAUGUCUUUAAUCAAAUGUUGUUAGGUUUCUUGGGAGGUUUGGCUGGAGAAGCUGGAAAUUCUCAGACAUCGAAGAUGUUUGCGACCGGUGAAGCAAACUUCAAUUUAAGCGGUGGUACGAAUAAGGUGAUUACGGUUUAUGGGUUGGCGCAGUGUGUGCCCGGUGUGACGAAUGUUCAGUGUCAGGAUUGUUUGGUAAAUGCAUCAAGAACUCUUUUGACGUGUUGUGAAGGAAAACAAGGUGCAAGAGCCUUGCUUGCGUGGUGUAAUAUCAGAUAUGAUUUGCAACGGUUUUACAAUAUAACCGAUGAAUCAGCUUCAACACCGGGUUCUCCUUCAGGAAAGAACAAGUCCAAGUCAAAAACAAGGGCCGUCUUGAUUGUUGUUCUUGUCACCGGGUCAACAAUUCUGUUUUGUUUGGGCUGCUAUUUUGUCAUGAGAAGAUCAAGCUGGAGGAAAUAUAAAACUCUUAUGAGAGAAAAUUUUGGUAAUGAAAGUUCCACGUUAGAAUCACUACAAUAUAAUUUGGCGACCAUUGAAGCAGCCACAAAGAAAUUUUCACCUGAGAAUAAAAUAGGCAAGGGAGGAUUUGGAGAAGUUUACAAGGGUAUUCUUGUAGAUGGAAGGGAAAUAGCUGUAAAGAAGCUAUCUCAAACUUCAGGACAAGGUGCAGCAGAGUUCAAAAAUGAGGUUUUACUAAUAGCCAAACUUCAACAUAGAAAUUUGGUGACCUUAAUAGGUUUUUGCUUGAAAGAGCAAGAGAAAAUGCUGAUUUAUGAAUACGUGUCCAACAAAAGUCUCGAUUACUUUUUAUUUGAUCGCAACAAGUCCAGACUAUUACACUGGUUUGAACGAUACAAAAUCAUAGAAGGAAUUGCACAUGGAAUACAUUAUCUGCAUGAUCAUUCAAGAUUGAAAAUUAUUCAUCGUGAUCUCAAACCUAGCAAUGUAUUGUUAGAUGAUAAUAUGAAUCCUAAAAUAUCUGAUUUUGGCAUGGCAAGAAUGGUGGCUCUAGAUCAAGAUCGAGGAAGUACAAAUAGAAUUGUUGGAACAUAUGGCUAUAUGUCUCAGGAAUAUGCAAUGCAUGGCCAAUUUUCAGAAAAAUCAGAUGUCUUCAGUUUUGGAGUCAUAAUUUUGGAGAUAAUUAGUUCAAAAAAGAAUGCUCGUUCUCUUUUAUCAAAUAACACUGAUGACCUCUUGAGUCGUGCUUGGAGACAAUGGAGGGAUCAAACACCAUUAGAACUAAUAGACAAAGAUAUAAAAGAAUCAUGCAAUCCUAAAGAAGCCAUUAAAUGCAUUCAAAUUGGUUUAUUAUGUGUUCAAGAAAAACCUGAUGAUAGACCUUCAAUGGCAAAUGUUGUUUCGUAUCUCACUAGCCCAUCAGCUGAGUUGCCGAUUCCUGGAGAACCAACUAAGCCUAUGCAUAGUGGAUUACUGCAAACAGCGGUAGCAGGGGAACUGAGUUCAACUUCUACAUCAACAGUCAAUGAAAUGUCUUCAUCAGUUGUACCAAGUUCUACAUUCUAGUUUACAUCUUGGAUAAUCUUCUUAGCAAUAGUCACAUUCCUUUGAAAACAUUCCUUUUAAGAGUGGAAACCUAAUUUCCACUAUGUAAGAAAGUUUGUACCUUUGGAGUUUGGAGGAUGAGAGCAAUGUUGA